CGCGCAGUGUGGCUGGGUUCUGGCAGCGACGUCGAGAGGUUGAGGUCGAGGACGGGGGAGCCGGCGAUGGUGGCGGUGCUGCGUUACCUCCGUGGUUCCUGCAGACAGGCCCUCGGAGGCUUCCUGGGAGGCUUUUGCGCGUCGGCGUCGGGGAGACCCAGGCCGCUGUGCGGGGGUAGCCGCCGCGCCAGCACCAGCUCAUUUGAUAUAGUUGUUGUCGGUGGUGGAAUUGUGGGACUUGCCUCUGCGAGAGCACUCACCCUGAGACAUCCUCAACUUAAAAUUGGUGUUCUGGAAAAGGAGAAGGAUUUAGCUGUUCACCAGACUGGACAUAAUAGUGGUGUCAUACACAGUGGAAUUUAUUAUAAACCAGAAUCUCUGAAAGCUAAAUUAUGUGUAAAAGGUUCAGCCCUCAUCUAUGAAUACUGUAAACAAAAGGGAAUUCCCUACAAGCAAUGUGGCAAGCUAAUAGUAGCUGUUGAUCAAGAAGAAAUUCCUAGACUUCAGGCCCUAUACGAGAGAGGUCUACAGAAUGGUGUCCAAGGCUUGAGACUGAUCCAGCAGGAAGAUAUAAAAAAGAAGGAGCCAUAUUGCAGGGGUCUAAUGGCUAUUGAUUGUCCCUAUACUGGCAUUGUGGACUAUCGGCAGGUAGCUUUGUCAUUUGCCCAGGAUUUCCAAGAAGCAGGCGGCUCAGUCUUGACCAAUUUUGAAGUAGAAAGAAUUGGAAUGGCUAAAGAAAGUUCUUCAGAAAGUAAAGAAGAUUUGCAAUAUCCAAUUGUUAUAAAGAAUACUAAGGGAGAGGAAAUUCGGUGUCAGUACAUGGUGACAUGUGCAGGACUUUACUCCGAUCGCAUUUCAGAGUUGAGUGGAUGCAGUCCUCAUCCUACUAUUGUUCCAUUCCGGGGAGAUUACCUGCUUUUGAAGCCAGAAAAAAGCUAUCUUGUAAAAGGAAAUAUUUAUCCGGUCCCGGAUAGCCGGUUUCCUUUCCUGGGAAUUCACUUCACACCAAGGAUGGAUGGCAGCAUUUGGCUAGGGCCUAAUGCAGUGCUUGCCUUUAAACGGGAAGGUUAUAGAUUCUUUGACUUCAGUGCCAAAGAUUUCAUGGAAAUAAUUAUGAACAGUGGCUUGAUUAAACUGGUGUUCCAGAAUUUCUCCUAUUCAGUUAAUGAAAUGUAUAAAGCCUGCUUUCUUGCUGUAACAGUGAAGAACCUUCAAAAGUUUAUUCCUGAAAUUACUAUCCAUGAUAUCCAAAGAGGUCCAGCUGGAGUCAGAGCCCAAGCCAUGGACAGAGAUGGAAGUUUGGUAGAAGAUUUUGUAUUUGAUGGAGGGGUUGGGGCUAUUGGAAAUCGAAUUCUUCAUGUGAGAAAUGCACCUUCCCCUGCCGCCACUUCUUCCCUGGCAAUUUCAGAAAUGAUUGCAGAUGAAGUACAACAAAGAUUUGGAUUAUAAAACUUGGAGGGAGCAGGGUAGGAGUUAGUGUCCAUCAACAACAAGAAUGUACUACUUGGAUUCUCUAAGUAGAACCUAGGAAAAUGGUUUUAAACUCUUACUUUAUGGUCACAUUUUAAGUAACCAUUGAGUUAUUAGUAUGAUAUAUAAGUAAUAAUUUUUAAAAAUUAAAGUCCAUACUUCAUGUCUUUCACAGUUGUAUCUGUUCUGAAUCCUGACUUUGUUAAUGAUCUGUCUUUAUAAACUGUGGUCUGGAUCGCCUUUAUAUGUUUUGGGGAAAAUAACAUAAAAAAUGGAUUAUUCCCUUAAACAAAGUUUUGGCUUUAUACUAUGUAAGCUCUUUUAUCUUUCCUAGACAAGAGAAAACAUGUUACAGUAUAUUGUAGUUGUGAACAUUUUUGUGUUUGUGCCAAUACUGGGGCUCAAACUCAGGGCCUGGGCACUAUCCCUUAGCUAUUUUGCUCCAGGCUGGCACUGUACCCCUUGAGCCACAGGAGAGUGGGCAGUGGAUCUGGAAAUUGGUUGUACCAAGGCUCACAUUAUUUAGAGCAGCAUUUCUAUUUGAAAAUCAAAACGUCUUGAUUUUUGAGAAAAUAAAAAUUUUCAUUUCUCAAAGCAAAAAAAAUUGCAUAAACUCAAGGCAUUUAUUAUAGUGUUUUUUUUUUUUAAAAUCAAUCUCUUUGUAACAUCUUGUUUGGUAUCCUCACUGCAUCUAAACAUUUGCACACUGUGUGUGAUUGUGAACUGCGCUUCCGUCUUCUGUAGCAUCUAAAAAAAAAGCACCUAGAACUGCUAGGUUUUACCAGAGCAAUUUUAGAACCCUGACACUGAUGUAUAGAACUCUGUAAUUUAAACAAUUACUUAUCUCUUAUUAUUAUAUCUGCUCUUCAGUCACACUAAAGUUCUCAAAACAUUGGUUAAGAUCAUUAAUGACUUUUACACCCAUUUAGCUUUUUAGGAUUUCUAUAAAUUUUUGUGAGGAUAUUUCUCCACGUUUGGUACCUAUCUAACUUUGAGGCAUUCACUUUUGUAAACCGCGAUGGUGCCUUAUCAUGUUUACUUCAUGAGUGCUUUAUGCCUAGUGCCAUACUAUGUAUUGCAUGUUUGUGAUUUAUCUGAUGAAAUGUAUCAUAAUUCAGAAACAUGGAUAGAAGCAUGUCAGUGAAAAUGUGACAGCCUGGCUGGGGGGCAGUCCCACCACUGCGAGACAUUUUUAUCUGUUCUUCAUAUGCUCUCUCAGGACUAAUCUUCUACUCUUCUCUUUACCUGCCCUCUCUUUUCUCUAAGGCUGUGAGAACCAUGUGUAUAUUGGGUGAUAGGUAAACCUUUUUUAUUUUCUUCCAUUUUCUUCACUUCAGCCCUGGGUGAUUACAGAUUGUUCUACCUCAGUUAUUAAUUUGCUCCAGUUUCUAAAUUAGCCCAUCCCAGGAACAAGGCAGGUUACUCAGCACUUGGGAUGAAUUGUUGAAAGCAUUCUGAAAUCCGUCACAGAAGAAUAAAAGCCCUAGUGGUUCUUUGUAACAAACAAUUCCUGCAAGAAAUUCAGGGUAAUCAUCUUCUGUUCUGUUAAAAGAGCACAGGAGCUGGAAAAUUCUAUCAGUUUUAUUUAUUUCAUCAAUAGUAAGACUGUGAAAAAUACACAGUAAGCUGUGAAAGAUGAAAUUACAAAAAUAACUGUCCUAGUUUAAGCCAUCCUCAUUCCAUUUGGUUAUAACCCUUUAAAAUGUGAGAGAACAUUUGUUGAAGGUGUUUGAAUAUAGGUUAUUCUGUUUGUAAAACAGUGGAUAUUUAUAUCAAUAAGGUUUUGUUGUUAAAUGCUGAUAUUUAAUAAUUUUGUGUCUUUCUGAAAGAAGAAAUAUAUAUUAAAUUAUUUUAAUGAUUGUG
Dipodomys spectabilis (banner-tailed kangaroo rat) is the source of this 3333-nucleotide messenger RNA. RefSeq names its product L-2-hydroxyglutarate dehydrogenase (gene L2hgdh). The coding region runs from base 67 to 1449 and encodes 460 amino acids. Gene Ontology annotation, molecular function: (S)-2-hydroxyglutarate dehydrogenase activity; (S)-2-hydroxy-acid oxidase activity. NCBI's taxonomy places the organism in Eukaryota, Metazoa, Chordata, Mammalia, Rodentia, Heteromyidae. The record is from RefSeq and is a predicted model, not a curated record. The transcript has 10 exons.